CCUUACACUUGGAUCGGUCAAGGGAAAAAGAGUGUAAGUGCACGUUUGAGUGGUACAUACCAAGACAAUCCGUACCGGAACCAGAGACAACGUUCUGAAUUUGAAAUAGCUGUAUAAAAGCCAUUGGAUCCUUGACGAAACUAUCACAAACUCACCGAUCGUCCUCCAGUCAACACCACUCGAGAAAAAAAACAAGAUGGCUUCCGUGAAAGUGGUGUGUUUGGUUAUCGCGUUAUUCGGGAGCGCCAUGGCCCAGCCUCCCAAAUCUGAAUUCUGGAAGGGAAGUUCGAUGGACGGCAUGGUGGAGGAGAUGAGAUCAGGUUGCGCCGAAGGAUCUGACCCCGCCGCUUGCAUUAAGUACAAGGUUAUGUCUCUGCUGGACAGCAUCUUCAAGAAAGAUUCAUUCCAGAUCUCCGACGCAGUUGAGGUGACUAAGAAUGGCGCUGAAGCGACGACUGGCAGAUCUUCCGGAGAUUUUAUGGACACCGUCGAGAGCUACAUCCAGACACACGACGUCACUUUCCAGCUCCCUCUCGUCGACACCAAAGUCACCGUCAGCCCUAGGAACUUGGACAACGAUGAACUGUCACUGAACAUUAAGUUCGCCAAGGAAGGAGCGCGCGCUGUCGGUGAGGCUCGCAAGGCCAAGCUAAAGAAGAUCAUCGUCCCAAUCCUCGUGUUCUUACUCCUUAAAGCCAUGACCCUCAUCCCUCUGGCGAUCGGUGUUCUUGGACUGAAGGCAUGGAACGCCCUCCAACUGUCCUUCUUCUCUUUCGUCGUCUCCGUCGCCCUGGCUAUCUUCCAAUUGUGCAAGAAGUUUACCCAGAUUGCUGCGGACAACACUCAUCCCCAGAUCGCCGCUCACGGUCCAUGGGAUGCCGCGUACGCUGCAACCAGACACAGGAGGGAGACUGAGCCCCAGGAAUUGGCCCAGGAACUCGCUUACAACGCUUACCAAUAAAGGCUUCCUCUCGCUAGACCCAAAACCGAAUUCCGAUAACCCCAGCGGGUAGAAACCAAAAAGGUUUUACGAAACCGUGAAUGUAAAUAGUGUGAGAAUUAUUUAUUUAAUUGUGCGAAUGUUUCUUUGGAUGUGUGAAUGUAAUUUAUUGUUUAAAUAAAUCAUUAUAAAAAUAUAUA
Messenger RNA from Danaus plexippus (monarch butterfly), 1140 nucleotides. RefSeq lists its product as uncharacterized. NCBI's taxonomy places the organism in Eukaryota, Metazoa, Arthropoda, Insecta, Lepidoptera, Nymphalidae. The coding region runs from base 197 to 961 and encodes 254 amino acids. The record is from RefSeq and is a predicted model, not a curated record. The transcript is spliced from 3 exons.